AUGGAUAAGCAGUCUCGUUUAAAUUAGGAACAGAUUCUGUAAUGUAUCAGGAAUCAUAGAGAUUUGAAUGAAAUCCUGACAAAAUAAAAAGAUCAUAGUUCACAAGAAUUAUUUGAUGACAUUGACAAAGCAACCAUGAACCAAUCUAACGAAAGUAAGUAAAGCUAAGAGAGCAACUCGAAUAGUGAUAAAAUAGAUAGGGCCAUAUAGAUGUUCACAGGUAAAGCCAAUAAGCAUGAAAUAUCAAUAGAACCUAAAGUUAUAUUAUAUGCAAAAUAGGAUAGUUUGUCAUAGGACCAGAUGAUGGAGCAAAUUUCUGAAGUUUUUAAUAAUAAAUCGUUCGACUAAAAAGUGGGUUCGAAUCUAUCCACCGAGAUCUCAAAUGAGCCUUGUUUGUAAUUGGGAUCAUCCUGCUAAUCCUUGUUUACGAGUGGUUCAGAAACCGAACGAAGGAAGAGGAAAACCAUAUCGGAAGAGGAAUCACAUUACUUUGUGGUAAAGAUUGACAGAGUUAUGAAUUAAACAGAUGAAAGAACAACGAUAAUGAUAAAAAACAUUCCUAAUAAAUAUACAGUGCAAAUGCUUUAAGAUUUAAUUGAUCAUAGACACGACAAUUAUUAUGACUUCCUCUAUCUCCCAAUAGACUUUAAGGUAUUUCAAUUAGAUUACUAUCCCUUAGAAUAAGUGCAAUAUGGGGUAUGCAUUCAUAAACUUUGUACAUCCAUAUUACAUAAUUUAAUUUUAUAAAGAUUUCCACGAUAAUGGAUGGCCUCAUUUUAACAGCGAGAAAGUAAAUUUGACAAAUAUUAGCAAUAGAUAUGUGAAUUACGAUAUGCCAGAAUUUAGGGACGCUAAGCUUUAGUGUAGCAUUUCCAAUUUUCAAGUGUGAUGAACUAAAAGGUUAUACGCAAUUCAAUUAUUGUAGGAUAAGAAACUCAAACCAGUAAUAGUGCCUUAAAGUGAAUUAUCAAGGAUUCACCAAUUAAUUUAAGUAAAUCACUAAAACUAUCAUUUAAGCGAUAAAAAUAAUGAUGC
Molecule: messenger RNA, 1035 nt
Organism: Paramecium octaurelia
Lineage: Eukaryota; Ciliophora; Oligohymenophorea; Peniculida; Parameciidae
Source: the annotation of a GenBank genome assembly